Spodoptera exigua (beet armyworm) is the source of this 2910-nucleotide messenger RNA. The record is from the annotation of a GenBank genome assembly. Lineage: Eukaryota; Metazoa; Arthropoda; Insecta; Lepidoptera; Noctuidae.
GAUCCGACAGAAGUGACACAGAGUGGAAGUCUACUGCAGUCAUAAUAUUUAUUCGUAAUAUCACGCUAUAAAAUGCUGAAAGAUUUUUGAAUAAAAUAUUUGUUAAGGACGUAGAAAAUAAAUUUUAUCAAGUUUCAUAUAUUCUUUGGCAAAAUGAUAUUUUGCUCUCCAUUUCGACAUCUUACUUAUUUGAAAUCCAAGUUUAUUAGGUUUAGUUCCACUGCAUUUGUGCCGGAUAUUGAUAUAAAUUAUUAUUGUAAUACUGAAAAUUCUUUGGAAAUCGAUGACAAUAUAAAAUUAAGAAAGGGGGUGGGAGAUAUUAAACUCGUCAUGGAAAUGUUUAAAUUGUUAAAAACAACUCCAAUCACCGACGCAUCAUAUGAAAUAGUACGAGAUAAAUUAUACAAAGAAUUAAGUUGCUUGCCAAAUAAAACACAUCCUUCAGUCUUAAAGAACCUUGAACCACAUGUUGUACGAGAAAUAAAUAAAAAAAGAGAUUUUCAAGAACACACUCCUUUGGAAUUCAGUGAAAUAACAAGACGGCUUAACUUGGUGAGGACUGAUAAGUUAGGAAACACAUGUGGCCACAAGAGCUAUUAUUUUCUUGGAGAACUUGCAGAGCUAGAGGAAGCUUUAAUAAAAUAUACUGUGAACAAGCUUCUUCAGGAAAACUUCCAACUGGUUUCAGUACCAGAUAUUUUACCUAGUCAAGUUUUGAAGAGUUGUGGAAUGACAGUGAACAAUGACAGAACACAGAUAUAUUCUUUAGAUCCAGUCCACCAUGGGCCAGAUUUGUACUUAUCAGGUACGGCUGAAAUGUCUUUAGCGGGACUGUUGAUGAAUACAUCGCAUUUGGAAAAAGAUUUACCUAAGAAACUGGCCGCAGUGAGCAGGUGUUUUAGGGCUGAAACUUCUAAUGUCAUAGAAGAAAGGGGAAUUUACAGAGUACAUCAAUUUACUAAAGUAGAAAUGUUUGCAGUCACCAUGCCAACUCAGUCAGAAAGUAUGCUUGAGUACUUAAGAACAAUACAAGAGGAAUUGUUUACUCCUCUGGGAUUUAGUAUGAAAGUACUUGAUAUGCCUCCACAUGAGUUAGGUGCUCCAGCUUAUAGGAAGUAUGACAUAGAAGCAUGGAUGCCAGGCCGAAAGAAUUAUGGUGAAAUAUCUAGUUGCAGUAACUGUACUGACUAUCAGGCAAGAAGAUUGCACAUCAAAUAUGUUGACAAUGGUGAACAUAACUAUGCACACACACUAAAUGGCACUGCAUGUGCAGUACCAAGGAUGCUGAUAGCUUUACUAGAAACUCACCAAGACCCUAAAGGGAAAAUCUUCAUACCUGACAUAUUACAGCCGUACAUGAAUGGGAAAAAAUAUAUAGUUAAAAACAAUAGUGUGCCAGAACUAAAACUUAUGAAAAUAAAAAGAUAAAUCACACCAUUUAAUCAUUUAUUUUAUCAUACACAAUUUUGUAUAACUGAAGUGUUAUUAGAAAUUGGUAAAGUUCAACUGAAAACUAAAAAUAGCUAAUUCACAUUAGUAAUUUAAUAACGGUAAUUUAAUUUUUUCUUUAAGUUGUGACAAAAAUCAAGUUAUACAUUAGACAAUACUGGAAUUAUUUCAAUUCAUGGUAUAUAUUUACAUUUGUGGAACAAACUAAUAAAAAUGAAGUGAAGAAGUGAAAGAAGAAUUCUUAGUCCUUUUUUACUCUAGCUCCUUUUUGUUGUUUUGACAGUUUUUUCAUUUUGGAUUUAAACAAAUUAAGAUCAACACUAGUUUCAGGAGUCUCAUUGUAAGUAUUUGUUUUCUCUUCUGGAGGAAUGAAAUCUUUCUGUCGUUGUUCUUGUUUGGCUCUCUUAGCUUCUGCUUGUUUUUCUUCUUUUUGAUGCCUUUUCUUGGCCAUCUUCUGUUCAUCUUUAAGGAAGUAUUCUCCAGUAGCAAGUUCACGAUCAAUUUUGCUUUCCUGUUGUGGCGGUGGGAAUGGAGUGUAUGGUUUCUUCUCAACUUUCUUUUUGGGUUGUUUUCUUGGCACAUUCUUACUUUUAAAUGUAGGUAAAAAUCUAUCCCAACUCUCAUUUUUCAGUCGAGGAUCCUUCAUUAAUUCUCUUUUGAUCAUUAAACUUUUAAUGUUAUACAUUGGAUGUAUAUUUUUCAUUGUGUCUUCAACAAUUCUCCUGACUUGAACUAGGCCUUUGUAAGGUCCAACUGCUGAAACUGUAUUUCCUUGCACUAACACAUAACACUCUGUUAAAAGUUCUAUAGACUUCAAAGUUACUCCGUUUGGCCCAAUUAAACGCUGCCGUCUCUUCAAAAAUGUUUCCUUUUUACGAACAAACGAAUUGAUUUUUAUGAUAUCACAUCCUAUUUCAUCAUCAAGGACUCGCACUGCUUGUUCAAAGGGAACGCUACGAGAAAGCAGCUUCAUUAAAUCUCUUGCUUUGAUGAUGAUAUAUGGGUCCCAUGUUUUUCUUGUUGUUUUCACAGUUAUGCUGCCUUCAAUGAGGUCUAGUUCAGCGAUUAUAUAAUGCUCUUUUAAAACCUUCUCCACAAGAGGCCAACAUUCUUUUAAGUAUUGCUCUCUGUAUUUUGGAAAUAAAGUAGCAAAUUUACUUUCCUCUAAAAGACCAUGUGGGUUAUCUUCAGGCGUAAACUUAGGUAUUUUCAUUGCCCAAGCAUUAUCUACGGGGCCUAUCACCUGAUUGUUAUCUUCCGUAUCCACAUUAUCCAUUUUUCAAGGUUUCCAAAGCCAGUAUAAAUAUUAAUAACCAGAAAAUAUUUAACUAAUCAGUGCGUAGAGUUAAAACCAUGCUUACAUGGAUGGAUACAAAUUCAAAUUACCAAUACCAAAUGACAGCCGACACUGACAGAUGUAAUGUCAUAUGAUGACGCUGACAGCUGCAAACUUUUUUUUUU